UUCAAGAAAGUGCUAAAGUGUACCUUUUGUAACCACCCCCACACCUUUUAACCAACACACAUGCACGUCUUAGAUAGCUGGCUAGCAGUAAACCGCAUCUGGGUCGCUUUAUCUAUCUUUUUGUGCUGUUUUGUAAUAACCAAUUCCAAAUCCAGUUCAAUGUUUCGCCGCGCUUUCAUGUGCGGCUCGCUUCUGGCGCUGUCACCCCGCGUCAGCUGCACUGUGCCCCGGGACACCGGCGGCCACGGGCGGCCGCACUAAUGACGACCCCGCUGCUUUCCCCUGUCACACAGAGGCUGUUAGGUGACCACAAAACACAGAUUGGAACCCGAGGCAGAAUGGAUCUCUCAACACCUGCCUCAAUGAUCCUGUUUGUCCUUUGAGCCUGCCUUUUUUUUUUUUUUUGCCCAUUUCCUCCUUCACCUCUGCGCCACCUAAUCCAACACCUUCAUCUUUGGCCCCGCCGACAUCAUGGCAGGGGAGAAAGGGCCAACCAAGCGAAGCACCAUGGACAUCAAGCGCCUGGCAAGCCUCAUCCAGAGAGGAACAGGGCGCUUGCUGGUGAUAGACAGCAGGACAUUCUCAGAGUACAACGCAUCACACGUGCAGGGAGCAGUCAACGUUUGCUGCUCCAAGCUUGUGAAGAGACGGCUGCAGCAGGAUAAGGUGUCUGUCACAGAGCUACUGCAACCCAAUGGCAAAAUAAAGGUGGAGCUGGGCAGGAAGCAGGAAGUGGUGCUUUAUGACCAGAGUUCCAAAGAGGUAGCUCAUCUGUCCAAAGACGGCUUUGUGCACAUUCUCUUGGGGAAGUUGGAGGGCACCUUCCACAAAGUCUCCCUGCUUACUGGAGGCUUUGCUGCUUUCUCAUCCUGCUUCCCCGGCCUGUGUGAAGGCAAGCCAGCCACUGCUCUUCCUAUGAGCUUGUCCCAGCCCUGCUUGCCUGUGGCUAAUGUCGGGCCCACUCGCAUCCUGCCGCACCUUUACCUGGGUUCCCAGAAAGAUGUUCUCAAUAAGGAUCUGAUGGCUCAGAAUGGUAUAACAUAUGUACUAAAUGCCAGCAACACCUGCCCCAAGCCAGACUUCAUCAGCGAGAGCCACUUCAUGCGCAUCCCAGUCAAUGACAACUACUGUGAGAAACUGCUUCCUUGGCUCGACAAAACAAAUGAAUUCAUUGACAAAGCCAAGGUGUCAAACUGCAGAGUCAUUGUGCAUUGCUUGGCUGGAAUCUCACGUUCAGCGACCAUCGCCAUCGCUUACAUCAUGAAGACAAUGGGCCUGUCAUCAGAUGAUGCCUACAGGUUUGUAAAGGACCGAAGACCCUCUAUAUCCCCCAACUUUAACUUCCUGGGCCAGCUGCUGGAGUUUGAGAAAGGCCUACGACUGCUCCAAGCGUUGACGUCAAGCUCUGAUGACAAAAUCAGCCAAGGCCACUCAAAGCAAAAUUCGGAGCUUAACGUUGUCAACGCGGGUUUCGUGAUGAACGGUCACCAUAGCAAUUAUGACUCAUCUGCGGUAGAGCUACAAAAUCCUCCCGAGCCCAAGGUACCAUCACCUGCUUCCCUCCAGCAAGGCUUCAACGGAUUGCACCUCUCUGCGGAGAGGAUCAUGGACACAAAUCGUCUGAAACGCUCCUUCUCUCUGGACAUUAAAUCAGUGUACUCACCUAACAGUCCACACCCUGCUGCCGUGGCGCCGACACACUCUGAAGACGUCCCCAAGCUGUGCAAACUGGACAGCCCCGAAACAGGCACCUCCAAUGGUGUCUGCUCUCAGUCUCCCAUCCUGGACAGUCCUUGCUCCUCCGACUCCCCGUUCCCCUCACCGGGCAGCACGGGAAGCAUCGGAAGUUUGGGGCACGGAGGAAGCGAGGGCGUCCAUCGGCCCAGUUCCUCGGCAUCCAGACCCAGAAGGAAAGCCAAGCAUAGCUCUGGCACCUCACCAAUCCAUUUCCAACAACUUCCUCCACAGUCGCUCAGCCUGUCCCUCGACCAUAAGGAUGAGAACUUAAAGGGUUCCCUGCUUCUCGCCCUGCCCUCUCUGCCGUCUAUGGGAUCUGGAUCCAUGUGGACCAAACACAGAGACACUGUCCAGGCCACCACCCCUGUUACUCCGGUGACCCCCACCACCGAUGCUCCCUGGCACUUUGGGGUCGAGGAGGGCGGCGAGAUGGAGCUCGGCAGCGGUAGCGGAACCGAGUCGUCCGUGAGGUUCGGGAGCAGCUCGGCGUACGUGGCGUUCGGUUGCAGCGAAAACGUGCGGUUACGAGACAAACCUUCAAAGGAGAAGCCCCCGAUGCAGCAACGUGAAAAGCAAGCCGAGCGGGCGAACAACAGCAGCUCGGCCACGGAGAAGCAGUUUAAACGUCGCAGCUGUCAGAUGGAAUUUGAGGAGGGCAUCUCAGAGACGCGGUCCCGGGAAGAACUGGGCAAGAUUGGGAAACAGUCGAGUUUCUCCGGAAGCCUUGAGAUCAUUGAGGUCUCCUGACAGAUAAUAGACAUGAAUACCACUGGAGGCAAAAAGAGACCUCCUUCGAAGAACUAUGUCUAUAUCACAGACAGUGUUCAAAACUCCAACUGAGAGUUGGACAGAAUUUUGGACCGAGACAUUGUGCUGCUUAACUGACCACAACCUUCUGAACUUUCUCGAGGCAGCGAAGCGUGAGCUGUCGGUACUAACCUUCUGCGGUCAAAGGGCCCAGUGCCUGCGCUAUGUUGCAUCCUUAUCAUGUACAAUAACUUGUUGUUGACAUGGAGCAUGGACUCCAACCGCCUGCCUGUGGUCAAGUGUAAAGGACUUCUAAUUGUGAUCUGAAACAAGCGCCCCUCGCUAUCCCCAAAGCGUCCACCACCAAAAGCCUCAGAACCUCAUACUUGUCUAGUUCAGUCCAGUCGCAACAUCACCUACGUGAGCGGAGGAUUCAGAGCGCUGACGUCACCGCACACACAGCCCUCGGGAUGGCCUGAAUGGCAGCCGAAACAAUGACGGGGCCUCUGCCCAAGCCAGCUUCCACCGGGGAUUCUUAAGCACAGUGACGCUGGUCCCCUCACUUCCAGUGUUUGCUGCGUCAUGGCACUGAGGUUUCGGGUCACAGGACACCCUGCCAUUGCUCCCUGCCACCACUUGUGGUCACCACUGAGCAUGUAUUGUGAAAGGUUGGCAACAGAGAGACAAAUAACGAUAGAUCCAGUAUGAAUAUACUGUACAUGUAUAGUGACUCAAAGGGACUUUUAAUUUAUUGUUCAUUCUGGUAAUGAGAUAUAAUAUAAUGUUUUGUGGAUUUAUUUCAUUUUUCUUUUGUUUAUUAUUAUGAUUUGCUGUAUGGUAUUUAUGAACACAUACAAAUACAUACAUUCACCCGAUUCAAGCAAGCAAUAUGGGCUGUUUCUUCUUUGGGGAGAGUGAAGUAUGACUUGGAAAUGCACUUUUUUGCUCCUCUGAAACAGCAGCAGAAGUCUGUGAUUAUGGCUUUAACACAUGAGCAUAUUGUGCAUGACAUCGGGGUGGGGGGGUGGGGGCGCAUGCAUAACGACAACUUUAUGCAACCUACGCACAGUUUUUGAUAAACCAGUCACCCUCUCAAAGCCAGUUCCGGUGUUUCUCACCAAAGCUGAACCGAACACACACAUACACCCAACACUGUAUGCACUUACAGUAUUUAUAUACAGGUAAAGCUUCGGCCCUCACAUGCACACACACACACACAUACGCAAUCUUUUUCUUUCUUUCUCAGGGGAUCUUUCGGUGAGCCAAGCCCAGCACAUCAGCACAAAACAAGGAAGUCUCUGACAUUUAACUCUUCCCCCCACCCUACCCCCAUGCUUUGAUUAAAAACAGUUGAAAAAUGAAAUUGUCACUCUCCUGGUGCAAGAUGCUUAUUUAUUCACCGUGUAAAACUUGUUGUCUUUCGACUCUUGACUAGCAUUUGACCUUGUGCUGCUACAACUUCUGAUAGAUUCCUUUUGUUUGCCUGAGGCUCAAUCAAGCUCCUAAAUCCCUCCUUCAUGUUGUUUUUAAAAUUGUUGUUAGCAUUAUUUAUGAUAUGUAACAAAUAUGAUGCAGGCUGUCCCAUUUGCUAAAUCUGUUGUUAUUGAAAUAUUAUUAUUACUAUUAUUGGUAUUCUUAUUAUUAUGAUUAGGGUGUUGUAAAUAGCAACACAUGGAAGAACACUGAUGAGUUUUUAAAAGAAAAAUCCUGACACCUAGGCUGCUUGAUGCUAAAAAAAAAUUAUAUAUACCUCAGGUUUAAUUGAAAGGCUUCUCCUUCCCCUGUACAUGUUUUGUGAAAAUGAGACAAAAUACAGACAUGACAAAAUGCAAA
Syngnathus typhle (broad-nosed pipefish) is the source of this 4317-nucleotide messenger RNA. RefSeq names its product dual specificity phosphatase 8a (gene dusp8a). Lineage: Eukaryota; Metazoa; Chordata; Actinopteri; Syngnathiformes; Syngnathidae. The transcript has 7 exons. Gene Ontology annotation, biological process: protein dephosphorylation; negative regulation of MAPK cascade. The record is from RefSeq and is a predicted model, not a curated record. Gene Ontology annotation, cellular component: cytoplasm. Gene Ontology annotation, molecular function: protein tyrosine/threonine phosphatase activity; MAP kinase tyrosine/serine/threonine phosphatase activity. The coding region runs from base 472 to 2484 and encodes 670 amino acids.